Molecule: messenger RNA, 663 nt
Organism: Pygocentrus nattereri (red-bellied piranha)
Lineage: Eukaryota; Metazoa; Chordata; Actinopteri; Characiformes; Serrasalmidae
Product: deleted in malignant brain tumors 1 protein-like
Exons: 3
Coding region: 96-611 (171 amino acids)
Cellular component (GO): membrane
Source: RefSeq, a predicted model, not a curated record
GAAUCAGGCUGCUGAAUGGCAAGAAUCCCUGUUGUGGUAAAGUGGAGAUCAAUCGUAAAGACCAAUGGGGAACAGUAUGUGAUGAUGACUGGAACAUGAAUGAUGCAGCAGUGGUGUGCAGAGAACUGGGUUGUGGCAAAGCAGUCAGUGCUCUUCACACCAGCCUUGAACAGGGACGUGGCUUGAUACUUCUGAGGGAUUUUAACUGUUUUGGAGGAGAAAGCGCCAUUUCAGAAUGCUUUUAUAAGGAAUCUGAAUCCCAUAAUUGCAGUCAUGGCAAAUAUGCUGGUGUUGUUUGCUCUGGUGACCUGCAGAGCCCCAUGUUGUUUCUUAACUCAUCACAAUUUGUUGGAGAGGCUGUUCAGUUCAGAUGUAUUGCACCCUUCCCAACUUGCAUCCCUGUGGACUUCAAAUUAUACAGAAAUGGAGAAUCAAUAAAAACCCAAACUGCUGAAUUUUCAACAACAUUUAAUUUGACUGUGGAUUCCUCGCAUCAGGGCCAGUACAGCUGUGACUAUUCAUUCCAGGGAAACAGCUCUAUCACGUCCUCCAAGAGUAACUCCGUUGACAUUACUGUGGUGACCCCUCAUUACUUGUGGAUGGGGACCUGAUUGUCCUGGAAGAGACAACUCCCAACAAGAUAUGUUUCAUCACAGGAUAAAG